GGCCGGGGUUUUGUGCGGUGUUUCCGGCUGCUUGUUGACCUGUCAGGACCUGCCAGGACGGUCGAACCUCGGUGGAUUCGUCCUACCCGCAUCUCCACAUCCAGCUGCCCGCGAUGGCCUCCAGGCGGCCGGACAGCUUCGACGGGCUGGGCUACCGCGGCCGCGAAGACCCGCUGUUCGCGGCCGGGCUGCCGGUGCGCGGCGCGGAGCACUGGGUCACCAGCCCGCCAGACAUCCCCGGCAGCCGCAACCCCUACCUGGGGGAGCGGACCCCGCUCUGCGACGACCCGCUGGAGGCCGGGGGGCUGGGGGCCGCGGCCGGCUGGGAGGCUGCGCAGCCCGGCGUCCCUCCCGCAGAGCAGCUGAAUCGAUUCGCCGGCUUUGGGAUCGGACUCGUCAGUCUGUUCACAGAGAACGUCCUCGCUCAUCCCUGCAUCGUCUUCCGCAGACAGUGUCAGGUGAACUACCACGGCUUCUGUUACCACCUCACCCCAUUUAGUGCCAUGGCCGUUAUGUACUCCAUCACCAAGGCUCAGGGGGUGAAGGCUCUGUGGAAGGGGAUGGGCAGCACCUUCAUAGUUCAUGGCAUCACACUGGGCGCUGAAGGAAUCAUCAGUGAGGUCACGCCGUUACCACGAGAACUUCCUCACAGAUGCAACUGGAAACACGUGGCAGGACAUUUGCUGCUCAAAGGGUUGACGGCGGUGGUGGCUCUUCCAUUUUACUGUGCCAGCCUCAUCGAGACGGUCCAGAGCGAAAUUGUGCGUGACGAGGCGUCGUACGGCCUGCUGGAUUGUAUCCGUGAAGGCGUGGCUCGGCUGCUGGGCGUCGGCGCUCCUCACAGCCGCCGCCUGCUUCCUCUCAGCUGCCUGCUGUUUCCCGCAGCGCUGCACGCCAUCCUGCGCUACGCCAUCGCUUCCUCGGUCCAGCGGGUGGCGCUGUGGCUGCACCAGCGGGGCAGGAAGCAGCGGGCGGAGCCGUCCAACCCGCUGGACGCCUAUUUCCCAGAGCUGGCGGCGGCGUGGCUGGGGUCUCUGGUGGCGGACGUGGCGUUGUUUCCCCUGGAGACGGCGCUGCACCGCCUCAGCCUGCAGGGCACGCGCACCAUCAUCGACGCCACCGACGGCGUGGUCGCCGCGGCCACCGGGAACGGUGCCAGCCCGCUGGUGCUGCCCGUCAACACUCAGUACGACGGCUUUUCCGACUGUCUGCACGCCAUCCGCCGCAAAGAGGGCGGGGCCGGCUACUACCGUGGCUUUGGGGCACUGGUGGCCCAGUACGCCCUACACGGAGCGCUGCUCGCCGCCGCCAAGACGCUGCUCAGGGUUCUGCUGCUGGACACCAAGGCCAGCUAGAGAGCUGCUCUGGAGACGCUGCACCCCCUCCUGCUGGGACCAGGCACGGUCCGUGGACUUCACGGCCAUCCGUUUUUUGUUUUCAAAUGACAAAAUAAAAAUAGAGAAAUAAACCAAAAUAAUCCGUUCCCCAUCUUUUGUUUUGAUAAUAAAAAACGGAUCGUUAUCCGUUAUCCGAUUUUAUUGAUGCGUUUGAAAAUCGAAAUUGGGAAUUAAAACAGCGAGUGGAAAACUCUUUUCUCUAUUUCCUAUUGGUUUCCAAGGAUACAGAAAACAAGGAUUGGACAAAUGGGGGGAUUGCACAUGCGCAGUAAACAGUUUUAGAUUUUUUUAAUGUUGAUAGAGAAAAUAAAUCAAAUAUGAAACCUGGGAGUGAAACAUGAGUUUAAUCUGUAAUCUGUCUUCACUCCGUCAUGAAACUGCAGUGAUGUUGUGACAGUCCGUUCAGCUGCAGCGUCAAAAAAAAGCAGCGUCCAAUCAAUAUCAUAAACUGAACUCUAACAUACUGCCCCCCCGUUGGAGACAAAUAGGAAAUAGAGAAAAGAGUUUUCCACUCGCUGUUUUAAUUCCCAAUUUCGAUUUUCAAACACAUCAAUGAAAUCGGAUAACGGAUAAUGGAUAAUGGAUAACGGAUAACGAUCCAUUUUCCGUUUUCCGUUUUUUAUUAUCAAAACAAAAGAUGUGAAACGGAUUAUUUUGGAUUAUAUCUAUUUUUAUUUUGUCAUUUCAAAAGAAAAAACGGAUGGCUGCGAAGUCCACGGACCAGGCACAGUCACGGGAAAAGGACUGACUUCACGUGUUUGACUGAUGGAUGCUGUUGGAAGGAACCUUUAUAACAACACCAUAGCAACCAACUGGAUCUCCUUAGCAACCACCUAGAUCUCUAUAGCAACCAUGUCAGUCUCCGCUGCAGCCAAACGGAUCUCCAUAGCAACUGUUCCCCUACACCCCCCGACCUCCCUGACCCUCAUGUCCUGCUCUCUGACAGAUUCCUGUGGUGGUUGUGCGUCUCCAUGGAAACUGCAUCACUUCUUGUCUCGGCACUAAAGCAUGAGUCUGUUUGUGUUUAAGUCGUGUCAGCUGAUUGGUCGGUCAGAGCUGCCACGUCACUGCUCAUAUGUGUCCGUAACCACGGAAACAGACAUGCUUGAUAAACACCUAGACAAACAGAAAAUGUUACUUUGUAACAAAUGUCAGAUUUGUGUAAAAUUGUACAAAAUUUAAGUAGAUUUAGAAUUAAAUUAUUUGAGGUUGUUUGUUUAAAUCAUUAUUCACAUCAGUAAAUGAACAAAUGGACAUUCAAAAGAAAAAUGUCUGGAACAAUUUUGAGGUUAAAUGAGAAAAGAACGUGAUUUUGUUUACUUGAGCUGUUUACAGGUGUUUUUACCUGUAAACAUUUGUUUUUCUCUGAAAUAAACUUCGUGAGUCAGCUGGUUCUUCUGUCCUUGGGUGAAACUGUUGAGCAUUCUCAGAAAGCGAGCGAAAAUUCUACUGACCACUCCAUUGACCUCUGUUAACAUGUCCAACUAUACAGCAGAAAUAAACAUUUCAGUCAGCUACAAAACCAGUUUUGGUCUGCGUUUAUGACAAAUAUUUACAAAUACAUUUUCUUUUACCUCAUCAAGUCUCAAAUCUGAAGUGGUCAUUAUUAUAGCGUAAUCUUCAUGCAACAAAUGGAGAAUUCAGUGUCAUUAUCAUGUCUUAGAAAUAAACGUAUAUAGUCCUGAUCAUUGGAAACCACUCUGUGAAAGGACAAAAGUAUUUAAGCCCUUUCACCCCGACAGUCUAGCUCUAAGUUUUACUUCAGUUGGUACAGUUAACCAUCUGCAUCGGAAACUUAACUUUA
Cololabis saira (Pacific saury) is the source of this 3201-nucleotide messenger RNA. RefSeq names its product solute carrier family 25 member 46 (gene slc25a46). NCBI's taxonomy places the organism in Eukaryota, Metazoa, Chordata, Actinopteri, Beloniformes, Belonidae. The record is from RefSeq and is a predicted model, not a curated record. Bases 114 to 1355 code for a protein of 413 amino acids. The transcript has 8 exons. Gene Ontology annotation, cellular component: mitochondrial outer membrane. Gene Ontology annotation, biological process: mitochondrial fission; mitochondrial membrane fission; axon development.